Messenger RNA from Sinocyclocheilus grahami, 783 nucleotides. Its product is annotated as eukaryotic translation initiation factor 3 subunit G-like. Gene Ontology annotation, cellular component: eukaryotic translation initiation factor 3 complex; cytoplasm. The record is from RefSeq and is a predicted model, not a curated record. Gene Ontology annotation, molecular function: RNA binding; translation initiation factor activity. Bases 1 to 783 code for a protein of 260 amino acids. NCBI's taxonomy places the organism in Eukaryota, Metazoa, Chordata, Actinopteri, Cypriniformes, Cyprinidae. The transcript is spliced from 7 exons.
AUGUCACGUCGGCUUGCCUGUGUGGUGUCACUCAUCGGUCUGUUUUUCGAAAAAGUGCACUUUGCAAGAGACAGGAAGUUUGGUACUGUUUCACGGGUGACUGGGAGUCAAGCGUACUUGAACUGGAAAAAAUUUGGCAACUCGGAAUCGGAUGCACCAGGUCCCAAUGUUGCCACCACUACAGUGAGUGAUGACGUCUUCAUGACCUUCAUCUCCAGUAAAGAGGACUUGAAUGCUCAAGACCAAGAUGAAGAUCCCAUGAACAAGCUGAAAGGACAGAAGAUCGUGUCCUGCCGUAUCUGUAAAGGGGAUCACUGGACCACUCGCUGUCCAUAUAAGGACACGCUUGGUCCUAUGCAGAAGGAACUGGCUGAGCAGUUGGGUCUGUCCACGGGAGAAAAAGAGAAGGCAGCAGAGCCUGAGCCUGCCCAACCGGUCCAAAACAAGACAGGGAAAUACGUUCCCCCCAGCCUGCGGGACGGUGGUACGCGCCGAGGAGAGUCCAUGCAGCCUAACCGCAGAGCUGAUGAUAAUGCAACAAUCCGUGUGACCAACUUGUCCGAGGACACCAGGGAGACAGAUCUGCAGGAGCUUUUCAGGCCUUUUGGCUCCAUCUCUAGGAUCUAUCUGGCCAAGGACAAGAACACAGGCCAGUCUAAGGGCUUUGCCUUCAUCAGCUUCCACCGCCGUGAGGACGCUGCCAGAGCCAUCGCUGGUGUAUCUGGCUUCGGAUAUGAUCAUCUCAUUCUCAACGUGGAAUGGGCCAAACCCUCCAACAACUGA